UGCGUGUCAGCGCGCAGUGGCGCUUCCGGUGUCAUGAGUGUAGUUUGAGUUGGGUUUGGCCCCGACGUCUCGGCUCUGCCUUAAGCCGCCAUUGGGUCAGAAGCGCCCCGAAUCCCUUCAGCAGCGGCUUAGCCGGCUCUGACGCAGGUUUCCAGCCGUUUAACGGCGAUUAACGGGUCAAUCCCCUCCGGGCGUGGCCGUGCUCCGGCGGAUCGGCCCGGAUUAGGAGCAGCUCGGCCCCAAGAACCACAGAGGCCGCGGUAGAGCUGGCGGGUUUAUUUAGCGUCUGCGAGAAAAAGACCAAACCACCUUUAAUUUUGUGUAUUUUGGGCUCGGGGAGAGUGGUGGAACCCCCACCCCAGGAAAAGCCUCUUCCGUGGGGAACCCCCAGCCCCACGGGCUUGGUGCCGGCCCAUCCACGGGUGGUAGGAAAACGCUGCUCUGAGAGCGGUGGGAAGCGGUUUCCCUGCAAACACCGUGUUUAAACUGGUCCCAGUCUGUCCCCAUGUGCUCCUGCAACCCCCACAUCGGGGUCCCCCUGCACCCCAACACCCCGAUGUGCGGCUGCCCCAUCUCUGCACAAACCCCGUUUGCAGGUGGAAGAGCUUUGGUGCCGCUCCGGAUUUGCAGCCGCUGUCCCGUCUAAACGCACCGUGGGACGAUGUGACCCCCCCCAGCAGGCACCGCCGGGCUCGGGGCUGGUGGGAACAGGAUGGGGACAGAGAGGGGACCUGAGAGACUCCGAAAUAAACAGCUGCUGCUGUGUGGGGCUGAACAUCUGGGGAUGUUUUGGGGAGUUUGCUGAAAGAUGGAAUGGACUUAGAAAAACCCAAGGACCUCCAAAAAGAAAAACCACCCCAAAGAACAACCCCCCAACACGUGCCCUGGAGCGCCGGCUGUGCCCCCCGGCCCUGCUGGGCCUGGCCGGGGAGAGUUUGUCCUGGAAGAAGCUGCUCGGGUCUUGUAGAGCUGCUGCCUAAAAAUGCAGAAGUUUUGCUUGCAGGAAACCGAAUGUAAAUCAGCUGUGAAUGUAAAUCCCUGCUGAGCCUCAUCUGCGCUGCCAGACGUGCUACACUUUGGUGCUGGACUCCCCGGUGCUGAGCUCAGACUACAGGAAAAGCAGGUUUCGGAGGCUCAGCACCACAGAGGCAGCCUGAGGGCAGCAGCAUGGGACCCAGCUUGGCUUUUAAGGAGAUCUUUGCUGCCACAGGGGCAGUUUCCCCAAUACACGAGGAGCUGGUCUGAACCCACGUGGAUGCCCAGAUCUGCAAACCAGAUGGGUGUCCUGUGCCUGGGCAAGAGCAUCUUUGCAGGUUUGCUAAGGAAAUAAAUACCUUUUUGGGUUUUUUUCCCUUCUCUCCCCUCCUUGUGCCUUCCCCCAGGUAAGUGAUAAUAAGGAUUACAGCCCCUUCAUUGCUGUGAACUCGGUAUUUGCACGCAGAGCCACUAUUUGCUGCCGCAGAAGGUGUUUUGGGCUAUGUAGGUUGGAAAAGCUUGGGUGUUCUUUUCCCGAAAGCCCAUCCAGGGGUUGUGCGAUUCCCGUGCAGCCAGCCUGCGCUGCCCAGAUCUCCUCCUGUGUUAAAACUUGCAUUUGAAAGCCUGGCCAUAGCCUUUUAAAUCAAACAGUAACCGUGGUUAAGCUGAGAUGUGCCCUGGCCCUGUGCUGGGAGGUCUGGGGCUCGUGUUCCGCAGCCCAUCCCGGCCCCUCAUGGCAGAGCCAAGAGCCACGGUACCGACCCACGGUGGAGGCGGCUCCAAACCGCAUGGACCCCACGAUGCUGUUUGUACCUGGGGGGAUAGAGCCACUCACCUUGGGGACACGGGGCCACCCCGCUCAGCAGCAGAGACGUUCAGAGACCAUCCGGGAGGAGACGGCGCCGGCUGCACCUCGCGCUCCGAGACUCCGUCGGCUCUGCCGAAGCAGAUGUCUUUGGUCCUUAAGCUGAUAAUAGACUCAGGAAUAAGCUGGUCAGGUGUUGGGCAUUAGCCCCAAAGCCCAGGGAAAUGGGUGGGGGAGGAUGAGGAUGGAGAGGAAGGGCGGGUGGGGCGGCCCUUGGGCUCUGGCCAUGGGUGUCCUGCCUGGCCUGUGGGAACGGGAGCAGCUUCUGUGGGGCCCGGGAGGGACGGCAAGGGGGCGACUGGGCUGAGGGUCCCCAGGGUUUGGCUGGGGGUGUCCCCAGGGCCGGAGCAGCUGGGGCGGCUCCUGGUCCCUCAGGUUUGGGGAGGAAAUUCAUCCCACUCCCCGUUCCCGGCCAGGAAGGGCCGAGCCCUGAUGGGUUCACUCCUGGCCCAAGUGACCAGGGCUGGGGACGAGCUGGGGGGGCUGAGGAAGCGCCUGGGAGGAGGAGGAGGAGGAGGAGGGUGGGGGGAUUUCCAAGCACUCAGAGUGAGAAUUUCCUGCCCUCGCCUCGGCCUCACCCGUGGGGAUGUGAAACACACGCAAAGCACAGAGGGACACGCUGUUCCGAGCCUCCGCGGUGUCAUUGUCACGUCCCCCGCGCUGGGCAGGAUCGGGGUGACCCGGUGAUGCCAUGUGGGGUGCGCAGGGUGCUUGGGGCCGUUCCGGGGUGCAGGCCCAAGUGCUGCCCUCGGCUCUGGGUGACAAAGGUGAGGGGACGGGAAUUGCUGUCCCUGGAUGUCCCCGAGCCUGGCUCAGCCCUGCAUGUGCUGGGACGGUGACAGUGGCUCAUGGCGGGUGGCAGAGAUGGUGGUUGGAGUCUCUGGCAGCUUCGCAGGUGUUCGCCCCCACCCCACGCUGACACACCUUUAUCACAGCUGUCACCUCCUGCCCCUCUGGGGUGACCCCAGAAUCUGGCCACCCCCAAGAGCCGCAGUGAAGGUGGCAGGAUGGGCUCCCCGCCCACGGGGUGUCCCUGGGGGGGACGGGGACACCGCGGCGCCCACGGGCCCUGCGUCAGCUCCGCCGGCGGCUCCGGGCGGGCGGGAGGAAGUGGGGCCCGGCCGCCAUGGCGGAGCUGCAGCGCCUGCGGCAGCACGACAUCCCGGCUGGGCAGCAGCUGCUGCGCGACCACCACGGCAACCUGCAGCGCGUGGCCGACUACUGCGAGAGCAACUACCUGCAGGCGAGCGACGCGCGGCGGGCGCUGGAGGAGACGAUGGCGCUGAGCACGCAGUCCCUGGCCAGCGUCACCUACCAGGUCAGCAGCCUGGCCAGCACCUUCCUGCGGCUGCUGGACCUGCAGGCGGCCGAGCUGCGCCAGCUGGAGGCCACGGUCAGCUGUGUGGCCCAGAGGGUGGACAUGCACAAGGAGAAGGUGUCUCGCCGCGAGAUCGGCUCCUUGACCAUCAGCAAGACGUUCCCGUCCCACCAGAAGAUCGUGCCCCCCCCCAGCCCCCCCUGCCUGGAGCCCUAUUACAGGAGGCCCCUCAGCUUCAGCAUCCUGGAUGACAUCGGCCAUGGCAUGAAGGAGAAGUGCCCGUGUCCCCGAGCCCGUCCAGCCGCCCGUGGUGCCCGAGGACAAGCUCUCCACGGCCUCCUCCUCCUCCUCGCUGGCAUCUGCCAGCCCCUGAUGACCUCGAGCUGCCGCCGCCUCCGGCUUUGCCCGACUUUGAGGAUGUGGCGCCACCACCACCCCCCGCUGCAGAGAACCCCCCCUGGGCCCCCGAGAGCUACCUGGAGAAAGUGGUGGCCCUGUACCCCUACACACGGCAGAAGGACAACGAGCUCUCCUUCCCACCCGGUGCCCUCCUCUUCGUCACCCGCCGCUACUCGGACGGCUGGUGCGAGGGCGUCAUGGGCGAGGAAGCGGGUUUCUUCCCCGCCAAUUACGUGGAGCCAUUCUGAGCCCCAACAUCCCGCAUCCUCCACAUCCCUUAUCCCCCAUCCCGCAUCCCCCACAUCCCUUAUCCCCCAUCCUGCAUCCCCCACAUCCCCCAUCCUGCAUCCCCCGCAUCCCUUAUCCCCCAUCCUGCAUCCCCCACAUCCCACAUAUCCCCCAUCCCCCAUCCUGCAUCCCCCGCAUCCCACAUCCCCCAUCCUGCAUCCCCCUCAUCCCUUAUCCCUCAUCCUGCAUCCCCUGCAUCCCGCAUCCCCCAUCCCGCAUCCCCCAUCCUGCGUUCCCCGCAUCCCGCAGCCCCAUCCUGGGGCACCCAGCCCCUCUCCCCUUUGCCUUUUCUUCACAUUUUGAAGGGCAGCAUCCCUGGUGCUGGGAGGUUCAGCACUGGGCACUGCAGCUCCUGGCUGAUGGGGACACAGUGGGUGGCACCUCGGGCCCCUGGGCUGGUCCUGGUGACCCUCUCAGCCCCACGGGACCAGGAGAUGGGGCCACAUGCCCACGGGAACCAGGAGAGCAGCACCCACCGUGUCCCCAGGGACGUGCCUGCCGUCCCCCCAGCCUGAGCCUCGGAAGGGACAAGGCCAGGCCCUGUCCCCAGCAGCGGGUCCCCACAGGGUCCCCUGAGCAUCGCUUUAGCCUGGCCUGCUUUGCCAUCCCACCGAGGAAGAGAAACAACACAUUUGUGCAGCUCUGAGCCACUUGACGUCCAGGUUUAUGUCCUGGAUACAGCUUGUGCACCUAUCUGCAAUAUAUAGAUCUAUAUCUAUACACA
This is a messenger RNA of Columba livia (rock pigeon), 4569 nucleotides long. It is a transcript of the gene ABI3, whose product is annotated as ABI family member 3. Gene Ontology annotation, molecular function: signaling adaptor activity; SH3 domain binding. The coding region runs from base 2967 to 4148 and encodes 393 amino acids. Gene Ontology annotation, biological process: neuron migration; regulation of cell migration. The transcript has 8 exons. Lineage: Eukaryota; Metazoa; Chordata; Aves; Columbiformes; Columbidae. Gene Ontology annotation, cellular component: lamellipodium; SCAR complex; actin-based cell projection. The record is from RefSeq and is a predicted model, not a curated record.